AUGAACAAGCUUAGAGAAACAUUUAAAGAAAAUAGAUUUGUUAUUCAUUUCAUUACAACAGUAGUUGUAGUAUUAAAUGCGAUGUUUUUAGUAUUUAAAAGAGUCUUCUUUUUACCUGUAUACGCACUACCAUCAACAUUCAAUAAUCUAUUACUAAUUCUUGGACACUCAAUAGCUCUUUAUACGAGAUAUUUAAACGGUGACGAGCAAUGGUUCACCAAUCCAACAGUAUUGUUAUUGUUAUUAUUGUUAGUAUUUCCACCAUCAGUAUUUUUAAUUCCCUUUUACAUUGCUGCUAUUCAUCAGAUAGCUUUGUUCAUAGAUAAAAGUAUUGAGGCCGAUAAAGUACCUACUAUUGUUAAGAAUACUGCUGUAUAUGUAAGAGAUAAUUUUGUUACAUUAUUACGCUUAAUGUUUUUCUUUGAGAUUUUAAAUGUAUUCAUGGCAUUCUGUUUGCUAUUCAAAUCAACUAAAAAAGGUUUUAAAUUAUUGAUUUUGACAGGUGCUAUCCUCAUUCAGCAGUACAGAGGAUAUUCGGAACUUAAAGGGUUUAUUAACAAUGCAGUUACUGUAUUAAAGAGAAAGUUUGAACAUGUGAAGAAAUCAUCACCUGUAUUUGAAGGUAAGCUUCACGUGAGAAAUAACAAAGCUAAACUUUUAGGAUCACCUGAAUCUAAAUAA
Molecule: messenger RNA, 681 nt
Organism: Hepatospora eriocheir
Lineage: Eukaryota; Fungi; Microsporidia; Hepatosporidae
Source: the annotation of a GenBank genome assembly